Molecule: messenger RNA, 706 nt
Organism: Galdieria sulphuraria
Lineage: Eukaryota; Rhodophyta; Bangiophyceae; Galdieriales; Galdieriaceae
Exons: 2
Coding region: 66-677 (203 amino acids)
Source: RefSeq, a predicted model, not a curated record
UAUUGUCAAUCAUGCUACCGUACUUUUAAAAAUUUUCCGAAUAGUUCAGUACCAACUAGUCUCCUAUGAGCGUGUUGCACUCUACUCUUGGUAACUGUAGUCCGUCGAGAAUACAAGUUGAACCAAAAGAGACAAGAAUUUACUCCUUUUAUCCUCAGCAGUUUCCACAUAAUACUUUUCUACAUGACAAUAUCAAGUCAGGAAAUAGGACUGCAACUCAAUUUUCUAAUAACGAUACUCUGAGCAAGUCAAAGAUAACCUCUGAUGAAGACCUCAGCAAGUUUCACAACAAAGGAAACACUGAAAGUUUUUAUACAAUAGACAAGAAUCCUAAGGCUAUGCUUACAACAACAACAGUUUCUAUGGGAAAAAUUCUGCUAGAAAUUAAUUCCAUCGAAAAACGUUUAAAAACUAUCCACGAAACUGUUGAAAAGCACCAAGGUGAACCUCAAAUAAACACUAUACAGAAUCAAAUCUUCGAAUUUGAAGAAAGGGUGUGUAGAAAUAAUCUGAUGAUGACUACCUUCUGCUUACAUGUCCCCAUAGAUGCAAAGAACUUUACAGAAGACAGAACUGGAACUUCAGCUCAAAUUCGACGCUGUAAAUCGGCAAGUGACCCACCAUCUAAGUCAGAUUUACUUUGUCCUAUCCGAAUGGAUUUCAAUGAUGAGUUCUAAAAGUAUCAAUGAGUUAACUAUUAAUAAUC